UCCUAGGCGCAUGAAAGGUGAGGACUUUAGCCACUAGGCUACCACACCAAGCCCCUAACACUUUAUUAAGUCACUUUUUGGUGUCCACCCUCUGUGCUCAACAUUAUGGUUACCUGCAUUUAUUAGUCCCACUUGCUUUUGCUAAAAGGGUGAUCGCCACUGUGUGUGUGUGUGUGUGUGUACUGUGUUCACAGCUGCCUCUAGCACCCAUAAAGGCUCUGGUGUGCAGCAAGAUCAAUAAACACUUAAUGAAAUGCAUGUGAUUGUGCUGACUACCUUGUCUGCUGGGGCGGAAAUUUGGGAUCCUUACCUGAGGCCAGCACCUGGGUGCUGGGCCCCUCUGUCAGCCUCCAGCUUCCUAUUCCCCAAUCUAACCUUACAUGCAGGAAGUUCUGAAUGUACCUAUCAAUCUUUUGCUGAACUUUGACUUUUGGAGGUGGGAGGCAGUGGGGAGGUCUUGACCCCUGCCUUUGGCUCUGGGUUGGUCAGUCAGCUCUGGACAACCUGCUCCGCCACCAAUUAGCCUUUGGGGGAAGAGCCUAAGACUGUUUCCCCGCUGUGUGGAGUUUCUGCUCUAGCUGUUUUAAAUUCCAGCCAGUCCUCCGGGCAACCCUCCCCCUCCUCUGAUUCCUCUUAGCAGGCUUUUGAGACCUGUCCGAGCUCUGGCCUGGACUACAUCUCCCAGCGUGCCUGGCAAACUGGUGGCCUCUCAGCGCCAGCUGCACGGGUUGUAGGCGACAAUGCAGCGACUAGCAGUGAGCAUGGUGUCCCUUCUGGGCUUGCGCUUGCAGGCGCUCCCCUCAGCUCUGCGUCGUCCACUCAGUAGUGCACAGGAUGUGCUCCAUAGGACGCCACUCUAUGACUUUCACCUGGCCCACGGAGGGAAAAUGGUGGCAUUCGCGGGUUGGAGCCUGCCAGUGCAGUACCAGGACAGUCACAUUGCCUCACAUCUGCACACGCGCCACCACUGCUCACUCUUUGACGUGUCUCAUAUGCUGCAGAGCAAGAUACAUGGUCGUGACCGGGUGAAACUGAUGGAAAGUCUGGUGGUUGGAGACAUCGCAGAACUAAAGCCAAACCAGGGGACACUGUCACUGUUUACCAACGAGGCUGGAGGCAUCUUAGAUGAUCUAAUUGUGACCAACACUUCUGAGGGAUACCUGUAUGUGGUGUCCAAUGCUGGCUGCCGGGAUAAGGAUCUGGCCCUCAUGCAGGCCAAGGUCAGGGAGCUGCAGAACAGGGGCAGUGAUGUGGGCCUGGAGGUAAUGGAUAAUGCCCUGCUGGCCCUGCAAGGGCCCACUGCCGCCCAGGUACUGCAGGCUGGCGUGGGACAUGACCUGAGGACACUGCCCUUCAUGACCAGUGCUGUGAUGGAGGUGUUUGGAGUAUCUGGCUGUCGUGUCACCCGCUGUGGCUACACAGGAGAGGAUGGUAUGGAGAUCUCAGUGCCUGCAGCAGGGGCAGUCCGCCUGGCAACAGCUCUGCUGGAAAAUUCCGAGGUGAAGCUGGCCGGACUGGCAGCCCGAGACAGCCUGCGCCUGGAGGCAGGUCUCUGCCUAUAUGGGAAUGAUAUUGAUGAACAUACUACACCUGUGGAGGGAAGCCUCAGUUGGACAUUAGGGAAGCGCCGCCGAGCCACUAUGGACUUUCCUGGAGCCGAGGUCAUUGUUCCCCAGCUGAAGGGCCAGGUGCAGCGGAGGCGUGUGGGCUUGAUAAGUGAGGGGGCCCCUGUGCGGGCACACAGUCCCAUCCUGAACAUGGAGGGUACCAAGAUUGGUGCUGUGACCAGUGGCUGUCCAUCGCCCUGUCUGAAGAAGAAUGUGGCCAUGGGUUAUGUGCCUUGUGAGUACAGCCGGCCAGGAACUCCGCUGCUGGUAGAGGUGCGGCGGAAGCAGCAGAUGGCUAUGGUCAGCAAGAUGCCCUUUGUGCCUACGAGUUACUAUACCCUCAAGUGAGGAUGGCUCAGGGGGGAACUCUCCCC
Messenger RNA from Ochotona curzoniae (black-lipped pika), 1981 nucleotides. RefSeq names its product aminomethyltransferase (gene AMT). The transcript is spliced from 9 exons. The record is from RefSeq and is a predicted model, not a curated record. Bases 741 to 1955 code for a protein of 404 amino acids. Gene Ontology annotation, biological process: glycine catabolic process. Gene Ontology annotation, cellular component: mitochondrion. Gene Ontology annotation, molecular function: protein binding; aminomethyltransferase activity. Lineage: Eukaryota; Metazoa; Chordata; Mammalia; Lagomorpha; Ochotonidae.